AUAAUACUAAGUCUUUUCAAAGUUAUUUAUUAGGCUUAUCAUUUUAGUUCAUCUACUAUUUUAUAUGAUGUAAUUUAUUCUAUGUUAAAUUCAACAUGUUCAAUAAGUUCAACAUGAAUUAAGUGUUUAAUUCAAAUUUAGCACUUAUUUUGUGCUCUUUGCUGAAACCGGCAACCAUCAACCUCCGCACUUGGCCUGUCAAUUGCCACAAGGAUAUUUUUUCUUGUUAAAAAAUAUGGUCAUAUUUCAAUUUAUGUGCAUUUUAGUUAUUUUUAUUUGAGAUCUUCGUUCAACAAAUAAUCAAAUGGAUAACUAUGAAGAAUUACUCACAAGACAUCGUAAGGAAAAAAAGGAACUGCAGGACUAGUCAAUUGAGUGAAUCUAUUAAUCAUCUCUCAUUAUCUGACAAUGAAGACAUUCUCGAUGAAGUUCCUGGUUUAAAGCAACACAGAAUAAGCAAAGCACAGAAGAGACGUGAAAAGAAAGCACUUCAGGUCAAAGAAAGAGAAUUACGAAUAUUUGAACAGGAAGCCGAGAAUGUUUAUGGUGCUCGGACCAUUGAAUUGGAAACUAUUAAAAACAUUUUAAAGGAAAGAGGUUUAAUGAUUUAUGAAAUACCGUCUGACGGAAAUUGUUUAUAUUGUGCUAUUGAUCAUCAACUGAAGAUGUGCCAUGGCAAUGGCCUUGGUGUGACAGAACUGCGAUUGAAGACAAGCACUGUCCUUCGUGAAAAUAGCAAUGAGUACUUACCAUUUUUAUCACAUCCGGACACUGGUGAAAUGUUGACUGAAAGUCAGUUUUACAAUUACUGUGAUCAAGUUGCACACACAACAGCUUGGGGUGGACAAGUUGAGCUACGAGCAUUAUCUGAAGCUUUGAAGUGCUGUGUUGAAGUAAUUCAAUCCGAAGGACCAUCCAUGAUAGUUGGAGAAGAGUAUUUGAAAGCCGGAGGUUCAAAACUUAUUCUUACAUAUCAUAGGCGUAUGUAUAGCCUUGGCGAACAUUACAAUUCUGUACAACCCUUUUGCCAAGAUGAAGAGGAGAAAUUAGAAUAAACUUAAUCAUUAAAUUAUUUUCAUGUUUGAAUUUUGCUUUGUAGUUAAAUUCAUUUAAUAUGUACAACUUAUAUUGUAUAAAUACAAAUUAAAUAUGA
This is a messenger RNA of Nezara viridula (southern green stink bug), 1153 nucleotides long. The record is from the annotation of a GenBank genome assembly. Lineage: Eukaryota; Metazoa; Arthropoda; Insecta; Hemiptera; Pentatomidae.